Drosophila hydei is the source of this 2756-nucleotide messenger RNA. RefSeq names its product SCY1-like protein 2. Gene Ontology annotation, molecular function: ATP binding; protein kinase activity. Lineage: Eukaryota; Metazoa; Arthropoda; Insecta; Diptera; Drosophilidae. The record is from RefSeq and is a predicted model, not a curated record. The transcript is spliced from 6 exons. The coding region runs from base 119 to 2680 and encodes 853 amino acids. Gene Ontology annotation, biological process: protein phosphorylation.
CCGGUUCUCUUGUGAACUAACUCUAUUGAUUACUAAAACAAAAAGAAUUUGGCAAAAACAUUUGGGAUUGCUGCAAAGCUGCUGAAGAAUUCUAUUGUAAUCAUUAUAAGCAGCAAGCAUGGAUGUGAUUAACAAAUUCUAUUCGUCCGCCGUGCAAACCGUUUCGCAGCUUUCAGGCGUGUUGCCUGGAAAUAAUGUUACACGGGAAUAUGAAGUGUUGGACCAGAUAUGCACAGCGGGUGUGGGACUGAUGUGGAAGGUUUACAAUGGCCACAAGAAAAGCACCAAACAAGAAGUAUCUGUAUUUGUGUUUGAGAAAAAGGUACUAGAACGCUGGUCCAAAGACGACCGAGAGAUUAUGCUCGAGACGUUGCGCCGGGGCGUGCAGCAGCUAACGAAAAUUCGACAUCCACAUGUGCUCACCGUUCAGCAUCCGCUGGAAGAGAGUCGGGACUCAUUGGCUUUUGCCACAGAACCAGUAUUUGCAUCCCUCGCUAAUGUUGUUGGUGACUCGGUGCGGUCGGAGAAGAAGCUCUACGAUGUUGAGAUACGGCAUGGCUUGCUUCAACUGUUUGAUGGCCUCCAAUUUCUGCACAACGACGCUAAGAUUGUGCAUCGCAAUAUCAGCGCCGAAACGAUUGUGAUCAACAAGAACCGUAGCUGGAAACUGUUUGGCUUUGAUUUCUGCAUAGCUAAUCAGCCAGCAACAAAUGGUACACCUCACUGGCCUUGCAGGGAGUAUAGCACGUCACUUCAUGUACUGGCACAGCCCAGCUUAGAAUAUACAGCCCCAGAGUUGGCAUUGAACAGUGUAAACACGCCGGACAGUGACCUUUUCUCAUUAGGCGUGCUCAUAUUUACUAUUUACUCGGGAAAGCCGUUGAAAAUGUUUGGAAGUGAUUACAGUAGCUUUCGCCGUUACGCAAAUGAGUUGAAUCAGCGAAAGUACCCACCAAUGAAUACAAUACCGGGCGAACUGACAGAAAGCGUGAAAGCCCUGCUGCAUCCCAGCGCAAGCUUGCGGCCAAAGUUGCAUGAGCUAAAAACGAUUGCGUAUUUUCAGGACGUUGGCGUAAAGACACUAAGCUAUUUAGACUCCCUUUAUCAAUGGGACAAUCUACAGAAAUCAAAGUUCUAUAAGGGUCUGCCGCAGAUUAUACCUACCCUGCCCCAUCGAGUUAACUUACACUCGAUAUUACCCUACUUGAUAAAGGAGUUCGUCAACUCUCCCAUGAUACCAUUCGUUCUGCCCAAUGUUCUGCUGAUUGCCGAAAUGAGCAGCCAGCGAGAAUAUUGCGAUCACAUAUUACCGCAUUUGAAGCCCAUUUUUAAGCUAACGGAUCCCAUACAGAUUCUUUUGAUAUUCAUGCAAAAAAUGGAUUUACUUCUCAAACUAACGCCGGCAGAGGAGGUAAAGCAGAGUGUGCUGCCGCUGCUCUAUCGAUCACUGGAAUGCGACAUGCCACAAAUACAGGAGCUCUGCCUGGCUGUACUACCAACCUUUUCCACUCUCAUUGACUACAAUGCCAUGAAAAACUCAGUAAUUCCACGUAUCAAGAAACUCUGUCUACUCAGCAACAAUGUUUCGGUGAAGGUUAACUGUCUUAUAUCCAUUGGCAAACUAUUAGAGAACUUGGACAAGUGGCUGGUUCUAGAUGAGAUUCUGCCCUUUUUGCAGCAAAUACAAAGUCGCGAACCUGCAAUUAUAAUGGCUAUAAUAGGUAUUUAUAAAAUCGCUAUGACGAACACAAAGUUGGGCAUCACAAAAGACGUAAUGGCGCACAAAUGCAUACCGUUCCUUGUGCCACUGAGCGUGGAAAAUGGACUAACCAUAGCCCAAUUCAAUACGAUUGUGGCUCUAAUCAAAGAAAUGUUGGGAAGAGUGGAACAGGAGCAGCGUGAAAAACUGCAGCAAUUGUCCACAAUUCAGAGAGACAACAAACCUAAGGAUGCUUCCGAGAUACUGGCCAAUGAAAUGGACAACAGUACGUUGUCACCUGCCGGCAGCAAUGGCAAUAAGAGUGAUGAUGAUAUGUUCUCCGGCUUCAGCGUGGGUCAGACAUCGCGCACUGUAACGCCAAAGCCUGUCGCUCCGGCACUUGCUCCUGUCAAAACUAAGGAACAGCUCAAAAUAACGCACAAUACAACGACGGAGACAGCACUUAAAACGGAUAUGCUCUCAUUAAUGCAAAGCAACAUGAGCAGCUUGAGCACUGUCCAGAGCCCACCAGCGGCAGCAGUAGCUACUCCACCUCAACUCGCGUUGCCCUACAAUGCCUGCGGUAAUAAUAGCAAUAAUUGGCAUAGCGCAAAUCCAUUGGUCAUGAAUCAUCAGCUAGCCUCGCCGCAGGCUAGCAGCAACAACAACUUCUCUUCGUUGGACGAUUUAGAUCCAUUUGGAUCCGGCGGUGGCGCCAGUCAGAUUGCCAAACCGAAUAAUGCUAAUAGUGCCAAUAUGUAUACGUUGCAGCAACCCACUGUCAACUAUAUCUAUCCGACGGGUUACAACUCGAUAAAUAGUAUAAACAGCAUGCAACCUGGCAUCGGUGUUAGCAAGCCAAUGAAUCUGGGUGCAGUUGCCACAACAACGCCCACAUUAAUGCCACAGAUGACUCAGUCUGCGGAUAGUAAAAAUCUAAACACUUUGUCUCAACAGGACAUACUCAACUUCUUGAAUUAGACACAUCACAACGGCCGCAUGCAGCCUAAUUGCCAAAUGUUUUAAAUAACCAUUCCAUACUAUAUAUCCAUAUAUA